AUGUCAGAGGUGUCCAUCGAGCCCGCCUCAAGUUCACCGGACUUUCUGGACGUAGUGGCAAAGUUACAAGGACCUGUUUCUAGCGCCCGUCUCUUGCAUUUGAAGGACACGACGUCUCAUAAUGUGGAGCUCGGAGGAAGAUCACAACGCUGUGAGGAGGCAGCCUCUGCAAUCAAUGGCAAUGCAGAAGAUGCGGCGAACUCCCAAGUUGAUGUCGAGCAUUCUGAGCAGGAGGCCGAGAGCGCUGCAUAUGACGCCCUGGCACCCGAGGAAGAUAGUGGCGUGCCAGGAAGCUGUGUUGCCAAAAGGCGCAAAUAUUUUGACGUCAACCUUCCAGCAUCGAAUCUUCUUGACGCUAUUGAAACGAUCAAGCUAGCUCGACAGUAUGGGCUCACAGAUGAUGAGGUCGUAUCGACCCCAUAUGCUGCGGAAUCUAGUCGUGGAUGGGUGAGAGACAUAUUGCGAAGCAAUCAAGCUCUCGCUGCGAAGAUGAAGUUGGCUCUGGAGAAGGGCCGACAGAAGGCCCGGAUGCAAAAGAUACUCGCUGCGAGACACAAGUUGCCUUUGAUGUCUGACACGACACGGCCGAAAAUAUUGGAACUUAUCAAGGACUGUGACGUGACCAUUAUCUUGUCCAAGACGGGUUCCGGCAAGACGACUCAGAUUCCUCAGAUAAUUCUGGACGACCAGGUAACUCACGGGUUUGGACCGGUAACGAGCAUUCUCUGCACACAACCUCGCCGGCUUGCAGCCACGUCCACCGCUCGAAGGGUGGCUUAUGAGCGAGGUGAGGCCUUGCAAGACUCUGUAGGCUACCACAUUCGGAAUGACAAGUGGCCUUCACGACAACAAGGGAGCAUAACCUACUGCACUACGGGGAUUCUUCUAAAUCGCUUGAUUGCCGACGAAUGGAGUACUUUGCAGUCUCAUUCACACAUCAUCAUUGACGAAGUACAUGAACGGAAUAUACAAAUCGAUCUGGUAUUGGCAAUUCUUCGAGGAGCUUUGCAAAGCAGGAAGGCUACGGGCCAACGAUUUCCCAAAAUCAUUCUAAUGAGCGCCACCAUUGACCCAACCAUGUUCCUCGAAUACUUCAGGCAGCCGACGCAUACUGGGGUAUCCCUUCUCGCGGAGAGCCUCCAAGUUGAAGGCUCUGCACAUCAUGUUGAAACACACUAUCUGCCCGAGAUUCUGUCAGAGCUCACGCAAGCCGGGGAGCUACACACCACCAUGCACGCUCUUUUGCAGGGGAAAGCCUCGGGCAUUUCCAGUGCAGAAUAUAUUCGGAGUGAGAUGCGCUUCGCUACCAAGCAAUCUGUAGGCCUUCGGCCCGACAGCAGUGGUCUAAGCAGCCAGCUGGCGGAGACUGGUACAUUGGAUUCUACUGUUCAAGCAGGAGACCGCAGGUAUAUCGGCCUGGCAACGUCUGUGAUUGCCCACCUAGCGGACAGUAAACUGGGAGGCGAUAUAUUGGUGUUCCUGCCUGGAAGGGCAGACAUCGACGAAAUCUUCAAUCUUCUGAUCGAUUUAAGACCACUUGGUGUGAACUUUACCAACACGAACAGAUUCAAGCUCUUCAAGCUUCAUUCUAAUUUGCGCGAUUCUAACGACGAGGUCUUUAAACCGGUAGCCCCAGGGUGCCGACGGAUUAUUCUGACUACCAACAUCGCUGAGACAUCAGUGACGCUGCCAGAAGUGGUUUACGUUGUGGACAGCGGUCUGCUCCGGAGCAACACCUUUGAUCCGCUCACACGCCUGAGAAGCUUGCCUUACGAGUGGAUCAGCAAGACCAGCCUGAUUCAAAGACGAGGCCGCGCGGGGCGUGUCCGAGACGGCCACUACUAUGCCCUCUUCACGAAAGAACGGCACGACUCAUUUAUCGCGAUGCGCCGUCCCGAAAUCGCAGUAGCUGACCUGGUGACUGUCGUCCUGCAGUUGAAGGCUUACCCACAGCGAGUCGACGUCCGGGAAUUCCUGCGCGAAACCAUAGAGCCACCUCCUCCACAGGCCAUCGAGAGUGCGCUCAAGGAUUUGAAGAGUUUGCAUGCCUUGACUGAAAGCGAGGAAGUCACCAGUCUAGGCCGGCUACUGGCUCGCUUUGCUUUACACCCAGCAGCGGCCAAAGGCAUUUUGCUGGGAGCCCUUUUCGGGUGUCUCGAGCCGAUGCUAAUUCUUGCUUACCACAGCUCUACCGACUCACUGAUUUCACACCCAGAAUUCACGGCGAGGCAGCUUUCGGUGAUGAAGCAGCAGCACACAUCAGACUAUGAAAGUGAUCUUGUGUCGAUAGUCGAAGCUUUCAGAGAUUACCACACCGCCUACCGAGCUGGUGACGCCGACCAAAUGAAAGACCUACGUGACAGAAGGCUGAUCAGGCAUCACGUAUAUCUGGACAUGAUGGUCGCAAGCGUCGCCAUCCAUCAGAUCUUGUCAGAUGUUGGCUUUUUGCCCGGUGCUGAAGCAGGACGGAGUGUGUUUGAGAUCCUGCCGGCUUCGAUGAACUCGAAUCGCAACAAUAUGGUGCUGGUGAAAGCUCUCGCCGUGAAUACUAUUACUCCCGAGCUAGCCGCAUGGCGGGAGAAAGGACCACUGAAGAAACUCUGGAGUCUGGAUGACCCGACCGCCACGGGUCUGAUUUCGCGAGACAGCGUGAACGAGAAGGCGACGAAGAAAUCGGCCAGGUUCGCCCGAAAAUACCGAUCCGGAGGCCGGCUGGUCGCGUAUUCAUGGAAGCAUGAUACUCCCGAGUCAAGUCCCAAGGGCAUCUGGCUUGAGCAGACCUCGAUGGUGACGCCACUGAUGUCCGUUUUGUUCAGCCGCAAUGUCACGCUGUCGAGUCCUCAAAUAGUGAUGAUCAACGACUGGCUCAGGCUCAAGCUCAACGCCGAAGAAGGCACACCACCGGUGGUAGCUGAGCAGAGUGCACGGAUCUUGAUGGAACUGAGAAAGACGGUCGAUCGAUUUGUAGGCCUGGCAUGGGAGGACCUCGGCUUGCUCGACCUGUCCGGGGAGAAAAGUGCUCGAGGCUCGAUCAAGGUCCCGUCAUCUGGUCGAGGGCUCCUCAACGCCGAGCUUCAAAGGGUUGUGGUCGACUCGGUAGUGAAAAUGCUCAAUGAGGACGACGCGUACUGGAGGUCUUUCCGCGAGAGAAGACGAGCAGAAAACAUCGAGGCCGAAGCCGAGGCCGAAGCCAAGCGCGUCGAGGAGAUGAAUCAAGCCAAGGCCAACGAACCCGUGGAAGACGAGGCGGAAGAACCAACGAGGCCUUCGGGACCGGGAGGCCAGGAUCGCGAUGCACAGCCGGAGCUGCACGGCAUGCACGUCGAUGAGACAAACUAUGACAAUGAACCAGAAGCGGGCAAAAGUGAGGCGGCGGCAUAA
Capronia epimyces CBS 606.96 is the source of this 3381-nucleotide messenger RNA. RefSeq lists its product as uncharacterized. Gene Ontology annotation, cellular component: nucleus; intracellular anatomical structure. Gene Ontology annotation, molecular function: RNA binding; ATP binding. Lineage: Eukaryota; Fungi; Ascomycota; Eurotiomycetes; Chaetothyriales; Herpotrichiellaceae. Bases 1 to 3381 code for a protein of 1126 amino acids. The record is from RefSeq and is a predicted model, not a curated record. The transcript has 2 exons.